Molecule: messenger RNA, 1677 nt
Organism: Cuscuta europaea
Lineage: Eukaryota; Viridiplantae; Streptophyta; Magnoliopsida; Solanales; Convolvulaceae
Source: the annotation of a GenBank genome assembly
GAAGGAAUCACAUGGAGAAUUCGAUCGCCGCCACCGCAAGGUCGUGCCGCAACAAGUUUUGGUUUGUAUUCUUUUCUGUCAUGUUCUUGUUUUGGUACCUAUUGAUCUACGGUCUGGAUUGGUUUUCUUUUCCGGGAACCUCAUUUUUGUUCAAGCAAUCAUCCAUUCCAUUUGCUCUGGAUCCAAAUGUGACUAACCCGAAAGAUUCGGAGUUGAUGAAAGCAAUAAUCACAAAACAGGAUGAUGAUUCUGUAAUGCAGGAUUCAUGUUCGGGGAGAUAUAUUUAUGUGUACGAUUUGCCCAGUAGAUUCAAUGAUGAUCUGAUUAAAGAAUGCAAAUUGUUGAAUAACUGGGUGGAUAUGUGUGAUUAUUUGGUUAAUAUGGGGUUUGGUCAUGAUCUUGGGAACCCCCAUAGGAUUUUCCAAGAGAAAGGAUGGUUCUCCACGAACCAAUUCUCGCUAGAGCCGAUAUUCCACGUCCGAAUCAAACGUUAUGAGUGUUUAACUAACGAUCCCGCGGUAGCGGCUGCCAUCUUCGUCCCGUACUAUGCGGGUCUCGACGUCGGCCGCUAUUUGUGGGACGGUUUCAACACUUCGGUCCGUGAUUCGGGCGCUCGGGCUCUAGCGAAAUGGCUCAGGGGAAGGCCCGAGUGGAAUGCCAUGGGCGGGAAGGACCACUUCAUGGUUGCGGGGCGGAUAACGUGGGACUUCCGGCGGUUAGACGACGACGAUUCCUCUUGGGGGAACAAGUUAAUGUUGCUGCCGGAGUUUCAGAACAUGUCCGUGUUGACCAUCGAGUCAAGUCCUUGGAGCAAGAACGACUUCGCCAUCCCCUACCCGUCGUACUUCCACCCCUCCACUGACGACCAGGUUUUCCGGUGGCAGAACAGGAUGCGCCGUCUACGGAGGCGCACUCUGUUUUCAUUCGCCGGCGCCCCGAGACCAAACAUGGAAGAAUCUAUCCGGGGUCAAAUCAUCCGGCAGUGUCUCCGGUCAACGAAAGGGAGGUGCAAGCUCUUGGAAUGCCGGCCGGAAACCAAGAAAUGUGACAAUCCAUAUCAUCUCAUGAAGAUGUUUCAGAACUCUGUUUUCUGCUUAGAACCUCCGGGGGAUUCGUUCACGAGAAGGUCAACGUUUGACUCGAUUCUGGCUGGCUGUAUACCGGUGUUCUUUACUCCGGCGUCGGCUUACGUGCAGUAUAUAUGGCACUUGCCGAGAAACCACACCGGAUACUCUGUUCUGAUACCGGAAAAUGAUGUCAGAGAGAAUAAGGUGAGCAUUGAGAGGAUUCUUUCUGGGAUUCCGAAAUCUCGGGUUGCGGAAAUGAGAGAAGAGGUGAUUCGGCUUAUUCCCAGAGUUGUUUAUGCGGAUCCAGGGGGGAGAUUGGAGAGGUUUAAAGAUGCGUUUGAUUUGACGGUGGAAGGGGUGAUAGAGAGAGUGGGAAAGCUGAGGAAGGAGAUGAAAGAGAUGAAGAAGGAAUCAGGUUUUGAUUUUGAGGAAGAGAAUAGUUGGAAGUAUUAUACGUUUGGGACAUUAGAGAAGCAUGAAUGGGAUCACUUUUUUAGAAGAUCUUUGAAAUAGUGGGAUAUUUUAUGGGGUUUUCCUUAUGUAGAAAUCGUUUACUUGUCUUGUACACGAUGUUAUUUUGUACACAUAUUUUAAAACUAUAAUAUUAUAU